AUGCCAAAAAGGAAAAAAGCUCCCUCGCCAAAGUUUGAUCUGCUCGAGGACGGAUUCGAUGAUGAUCUCAGCUCUAAUGAAUCUUUUCCAUCUCUUCUCGUUUCCGCUGCCCGUACUCCCGGUGCAGACGAUAAACCGGGAACACCGAUCCAACGCAACGCAGCCAAUGCACGUGAACGGGCCCGGAUGCGUGUGCUGUCGAAGGCGUUCUUCAACCUGAAGCGUAACAUCCCGUGGGUGCCGGCGGACACGAAGCUCUCCAAGCUGGACACGCUGCGGCUGGCGAAAAACUACAUCACCUACCUGGCCGCCACACUGGACGGCCAGUCGGUGGAAGAUUUCUCCACCAACCUGGCGCAACCACCGAAAACGGCAUGGCCUUUUAUCUUCCAACAAGUUCAACCACACGAAACGAGCAGCAAAACGAAACACCAGCAGCCGACGUCAACAUCCACCCAGUCAACGGUGUCGUUCACAGCAACACCACCAAAUGUCGGUCAAUCCACAUGUUCCACCGAUCAGCAGCAGAAGUGGCUCGACUAUCAUCAGAAAGAUGUCACCUCGGGAGCUGGGGUGCUAGUGUCGGAGAAUAUCAAAUCUCAAACGAUCGUUCCACCAGCAUCGAACGGUUUGGUUGGAUUCUCGGAAAAUUUUGUCGCCCCUUCUGCCAGCAGCAUGGACGGUGGUGUGAACGAUUAUGGCACGUUUGGUGAUCCGAUGGGGAUGGUGACGAGAUCUGCUACCCUUCACCACACAACCCAGCAGCAGCAGCAACAGCAUUCAAUAAUGCAGCAGGAUCACCACCAGCCCCACCAUCAUCACUACCAGACAAGUGGCGGUGGUCUACCGCUGCAUAAUGAUGGAUGCCAUGCUGGUGGAGCGAUUGGAAUGUCCGGAACGUACCACCGGCAGCAUAUGGCCUCGAUCGGUAGUGAUUGACUGGGGCUAGAACGGGAUCGAAUGUACCCGUAAACUGUACUUAUAGUAUUUAU
Messenger RNA from Anopheles maculipalpis, 992 nucleotides. It is a transcript of the gene HLH54F, whose product is annotated as basic helix-loop-helix neural transcription factor TAP. Gene Ontology annotation, molecular function: DNA-binding transcription factor activity, RNA polymerase II-specific; protein dimerization activity; RNA polymerase II transcription regulatory region sequence-specific DNA binding. Lineage: Eukaryota; Metazoa; Arthropoda; Insecta; Diptera; Culicidae. The record is from RefSeq and is a predicted model, not a curated record. Gene Ontology annotation, biological process: regulation of transcription by RNA polymerase II; developmental process. Bases 1 to 939 code for a protein of 312 amino acids. The transcript is spliced from 3 exons.